Molecule: messenger RNA, 7897 nt
Organism: Ailuropoda melanoleuca (giant panda)
Lineage: Eukaryota; Metazoa; Chordata; Mammalia; Carnivora; Ursidae
Gene: CAMSAP1
Product: calmodulin regulated spectrin associated protein 1
Exons: 17
Coding region: 1520-6199 (1559 amino acids)
Biological process (GO): negative regulation of microtubule depolymerization; neuron projection development; cytoplasmic microtubule organization
Cellular component (GO): microtubule minus-end
Molecular function (GO): microtubule minus-end binding; spectrin binding; calmodulin binding
Source: RefSeq, a predicted model, not a curated record
CUGUGCCACCCAGGCGCCCCUCAUUUCUUUUAUUAUUGGUAUGAUCUGUUGUGUUUCAGGAUUCCUGCUGAUUCCAAAAUAGGAUAGUCUCUGACAGGGUCCAUUCACGAGCCGUUUGCUGCUUUGUUCCCGAGGCAGGCAAGGGUGUGUCCCUCUGGCCCUGGCACUCUGUGCCUGCUGGGCUGCGGUGGUGCUCUCCCCCGAGCUUUGAGCUUUGAACCACAGUGCUUGAAAACAAAAGGGCGGCAGCGUUGUUAGAAGUAAGAACUGGUGUGAAGCGCUAAGGAGACUGUGGGGAAACACGGAGGAGCCCCAGACCCACAGUGAAGUGAUUCAGGGCUCUGAGAAUAGUGCCUGUAGCUGAAGAGGGUGAGGGGCCAGGGGAAGAGGCGGAGAGUGCUUUUGGGGGUCACUGGCAAGGUGGCCUCUUCCUCAGGCGGUGCCUGGACCGUGCAGGGAGAGGGUGUGCUGGCGGCCCCGGGUCUCAGCAGUGGGUGGCAUGGGUGUCCUUCACCAGCCUUCUUGGAGAGACUAGGCCUGUCUGAACUCUUCCACAGGUUGGGGAUGUUUCCAGAACCCGACCAUGGGGGAAGUCUCCGGGCUGGAGAGUUAAAGGUCUACGGGCCUUACCCGAAGAGAUCAGCCUAACUCUGUUUAACUUAGUGUUUCCCAAUCUACUUGAGUACAGAGUGUCCCCCACUCUUGGGGGACAGCAGUUGACAUCUUGGAGGGCAAGUGUGAGGGACACCAUUGGGGAAGCCAUGCCAGCCAUUUAGAAAGUGAGUGUCCCCAGUGUACACAGGUGGUGGGAGUAUUUGUGUGGGAGGUGGUGUAGGCCCUGAAUCGGGUGCAUUCUCGGUUGGGUUCUGCCGCUUGUGACCUCGAGCACAUGGUGUACUCUCUGUGCCUCUGUUUCCCCGUUUGUAACGCGGGGACAAAAGUCUCGAUUUGAUGGAACCGUGGUGAUGCUUGCUUGACACGGCUUGCGUGGCACUGAUGCUUCCUGGUCCAAAGUCAGGUGGAGGCCUGGUGCUGCUGCUCUGGCUUUGCCACGGUGGCUGCAGGCCUGGCGUUCUCGUCCCUAAAGACUCUGGUGUUCGGCCUUGCUGUCCUCUCCAGCUGGACGUCAGAAAACAGAUGCACUUGACUCCCUCCCCAGCACUUACAUUGGGUGUGCUACAUGCCGUCCUGCAGGGUGUCCAGGUGCUGGGUGGCCCUGGGUGCCGCUUGUGGCCCCCGUGGUGUGACCAGAUGCCCUGCUCCCCUAGCCUGACUGAGUCUUGGUUGCCUUGGCUCCACUACCCACUUUGGGCUCCCAUGCCUGCCUCUCGCUCCCCUCCGUCAGGGAGGGUUGCUCCUUGGGGUUGUGGUGGUGAAGUUGCUGAGGGGUGUGCAUUGCCCACGCCCCCCCCCCUCGUGGUGUAAGCAGCUUGUUUGCCUCUGCCGGGGGAGAUGUGGGAGUAUGUGAUGAGUCACCUAUCGUGGUCAAUGGCAGCUCAGUCCUCUGUUAGCAGUUUGAAUGGACGUGUCACGCUCACGUGGUGAUCUCUUCCUUGGCUCAGAUAACAUCCCCGAGGACCUCAGGGACCCCUUUUACAUUGACCAGUAUGAGCAGGAGCACAUCAAACCUCCUGUCAUCAAGCUCCUGCUGUCCAGCGAGCUGUACUGCCGUGUGUGCAGCCUCAUCCUGAAGGGGGACCAGGUGGCCGCCUUACAGGGACACCAGUCUGUCAUCCAGGCUCUGUCCCGGAAAGGGAUUUACGUGAUGGAGAGCGACGACACCCCUGUGACGGAUCCCGACCUCAGCCACGCGCCCAUAAAGAUGAGCGCCCACAUGGCGAUGGUGGACGCUCUCAUGAUGGCCUACACCGUGGAGAUGAUCAGCAUCGAGAAGGUGGUGGCCAGCGUCAAGCGCUUCUCCACGUUCAGUGCCUCGAAAGAGCUUCCGUACGACCUUGAGGACGCCAUGGUGUUCUGGGUGAACAAGGUAAAUCUUAAAAUGAGAGAGAUAACAGAGAAAGAAGUUAAGUUAAAACAGCAGUUAUUGGAAAGUCCAGCUCAUCAAAAGUCCCCCUCCAAGUGGUACUGGAAGUUAGUGCCCGUACGCUACCGCCGAGAGCACCCGUCCGCGAGGCAGCCACCCUACUUCCCGGUGUUGGAGGACCUGAUGCGGGAUGGCAGUGACGGGGCCGCACUCUUGGCCGUGGUCCACUACUACUGCCCAGAGCAGAUGAAGCUGGACGAUAUAUGCUUGAAGGAGGUGACAUCGAUGGCUGACAGCCUGUACAACAUCCGGCUUCUGAGAGAGUUCUCAAACGAGUAUCUGAACAAGUGCUUUUAUCUCACCUUAGAAGACAUGCUCUAUGCUCCCUUAGUGUUGAAGCCGAACGUUAUGGUCUUUAUCGCCGAGCUCUUCUGGUGGUUCGAGAACGUUAAGCCAGAUUUCGUUCAGCCCAGGGACGUUCAGGAACUGAAAGAUGCUAAAACAGUGUCACAUCACAAGAGCGGUCGGCCUCCCGUCCCUAUCUCCAACGCCACCAAGCGCAGCUUCCUGGGCAGCCCCGCGGCGGCGAGCCCGGCUGACACGCAGCCCCCCGCACAGCCGCCAGCCGAGGGCAGCCAUAGGCACCGUCUGCACGAUGAGCCCGAGCAUCUGGGGAAAGGGGCCUCUGCCUUUAGCCCGUCACAUCCCUUACUGCCUCUGAGACAGAGACAGCAGAAGGCCGUGCAGGGGGAGGGCCCUCCCGAUCAGAGACACCGGUCCAGUUCUCUCACCCGGGUUGAUGCUCAGCCACGAGGCGCAGCAGUCGCGUGGCCGGAAAAGAAGAACAGGCCUGUAUCUCAGCCGGCACCCUUCGCUCUCCAUCAUGCAUCCAGCUGUGACAUGGACCCCGGCUCCGGCGACAGCGUCAGCCUGGCUCGCUCCAUCAGCAAGGAUAGUUUGGCCUCCAAUAUCAUUAACCUGACUCCGCAGAACCAGCCACAGCCCACGGCGCUAAAGACUGAUGGGAAAAGCCUUCUGAACAAUGUUGAUAUCGAGGACGAGGAUGAAGAGCUUGUGGCUGUCAUUAGGACGGAUGUGGCUCCCCAUGGUGGUGACCGGGGCCUGCCGACAAAUGCCAGGUCUCCCCAGAGACUGGCAGACACCCUGGAAAGUAAGCCUGACAGUUUCUUCUUGGAGCCAUUGAUGCCGGCUGUGCUUAGGCCAGCCAAGGAGAAGCAGGCGAUUGCCAAGGAGGAAGAGUGCGGAGAGGGGCGGCCACGGAGCUUCACGUCCAAGAGGCCCAGUGAGGGUCACCAGCCCCUGGUGCGCAAGAGGGCGCCCAGCAGUCACAGUGGUCGUGACUUGAGUAGGACUUUCACCCCGAUCUCCUGUCCAGAACUUCCCGCGGGCGUGGAUCCCGGGCCCACGGAGCCGGGGCUGCAGGCGGCAGGGGACGCCCGCGGUGGGCUUCCGGCCAGCAGUGGCUUCGAUCUGUUACCUCAGGGACAGUCUGCCGAUUGCUUCUUCCUUCACAUAGCCAGAGCUGAUGAGGACACCGAGGGAAGGCUCUGCGUCAGCUGUGCCAGGAGCCCCGGCGCCCGUGACGCAGAGCCGUGGGCUGUCCUGAGGCAGGACUCGGACUCGGACGUUGCAGACCUGGAGGAAGCCGAGCAGGAUUUCGUGGGCGAGGACCACCCCGUGGUGAUGGCCAGGUAUGUUGGCGAGGAAGAGUCAGCCAAGCUGCAGGAGGACAUGAAGGUGAAGGAGCAUGAGGACAAGGACGACGCCAGCGGCCGCUCGAGCCCGUGUCUGAGCACGGUGUCUCAGGUCAGCAGCGUGUCCAUGGCCAGCGGCAGCGUAAAGAUGACCAGCUUCGCCGAGCGGAAGCUGCAGAGACUCAGCAGCUGCGAGACCAAGUCCAGCACCAGCAGCUCGCAGAAGACCACGCCCGACGCCUCGGAGAGCUGCCCGGCCCCGCUGACGACCUGGAAGCAGAGGCGGGAGCAGAGCCCGAGCCGGCAGAGCAGGGAGCACGCCAGCCUGCUGGCCUCCGAGCUCGUGCAGCUGCACAUGCAGCUGGAGGAGAAGCGCAGGGCCAUCGAGGCGCAGAAGAAGAAGAUGGAGGCCCUCUCGGCCCGGCAGCGACUGAAGCUGGGCAAGGCUGCCUUCCUGCACGUGGUCAAGAAGGGGAAGGCCGACGGCGCCCCCCAGCCGCGGAAGCCGGACCACUUGGCGGGAGACUACGCUCAGCACAACGGGGAGGACUUGGAGGGUGGGGGUUGCAGAACGGAGGAGCUUCUCCUGAAGGAAGAGGGGCGGGAAGGCGUCCUGCCGUCUCCAGACGCAGACGCAGAGGGCCCGGUGCUCCUGCAGCGGCACAGGGCGAAAGCCCCCGCCCUGCACGAGCUGGAGAAGAGCAGAGCGCUUUCCGCCGCCCUGCUGGAGGACGCAGGCGAGGCGGUGGACGUGAGCGAGUGUGACCUGUCCAUCGAGAAGCUGAACGAGACCAUCAGCACGCUGCAGCAGGCCAUCCUGAGGGUCUCGCAGCAGCAGGAGCAGCUGCUCAUGAAACCCCCCGCGGCCCCGGCCCCGGGCAUGAAGCAGAACGCCCAGGACCACAAGGUCAGGGCGGCCAUCCACUUUGUGGAGCCGCUCUCUCCCCCCGGGACGACGGGGCACCGCAGACCUGCUCGCCUCGGGCAGGGUCGGAAUGCCCGCUCGGGGAGACCGGCUGACCUGAAGGUGCCCAAAGACAGACAGCAGGCUUCCUCCCGAAGCAAGACCCCGACGCCCAGUGUGGAGACCCUCCCUCACUUACGGGCCUUCCCCCCUCGGACCCCCUCCGACCCGGGCUGGGACGGUGUUGCGGAGCCUGGAAACGACCCUCGUGACAAGUGCUUGUUCGAGAGCUACAGGCUCCAUGAUGAAAGCAACCAGCGGACAUUUGUCUUGUCCUCUUCCAAAGAUGCAAACAUCCUGUCAGAGCAAAUGAGCCUCAAAGAAGUUCUGGAGAGCAGUGUGAAGGAGGCGGGGCUCGGCUCCCCAGCGAUCUCAGGGAAGGAGAUCGUCCCUGCGGAUGAGCCCCCAAGGAGCAAGGCCAGUCUCAUCGAGGUGGACCUCUCGGACCUGAAGGCCCCUGACGAGGAUGGAGAGACGGAGGGCCCCCAGAGCUCGGUGGAUCUCACCAGCGAAGGCGAUCAGAAGCCGGGGGUCGGCUUCUUCUUCAAGGAUGAGCAGAAGGCGGAGGACGAGCUGGCCAAGAAGCGGGCGGCCUUCCUCCUGAAGCAGCAACGCAAGGCCGAGGAGGCGCGCGUGCGGAAGCAGCAGCUGGAGGCGGAGGUGGAGCUCAAGAGAGACGAGGCCCGGCGGAAGGCCGAGGAGGACCGGAUCCGGAAGGAGGAGGAGAAGGCGCGGCGGGAGCUCAUCAAGCAGGAGUACCUGCGCAGGAAGCAGCAGCGGGUUCUAGAGGAGCAGGGGCUGGGGAAGCCGAAAGCCAAGCCGAAGAAGCCGCGGCCCAAGUCCGUCCAUCGCGAAGAGUCCUGCAGCGACUCAGGCACCAAGUGCUCCUCGGCCCCGGAUCACCUGAGCCGGGCCCAGUCGGGCUCCAGCCUGUCCCUGGCCUCCGCGGCGACCACCGAGCCCGAGAGUGUGCACUCAGGGGGCACGCCUUCCCAGCGAGUUGAGUCACUGGAAGCCUUGCCCACGCUGAGCCGCAACCCCAGCAGGAGUACGGACAGAGACUGGGAAACCGCGUCCGCAGCGUCCUCGCUCGCCUCUGUGGCCGAGUACACAGGUCCCAAGCUCUUUAAGGAGCCCAGUAGCAAAUCAAACAAACCGAUUAUUCACAAUGCUAUUUCUCACUGCUGUCUGGCUGGAAAAGUGAAUGAGCCUCACAAGAAUUCAAUAUUAGAGGAGCUGGAGAAGUGUGACGCCAAUCACUACAUCAUACUGUUCCGGGACGCCGGCUGCCAGUUCAGAGCACUUUACUGCUACUAUCCCGACACGGAGGAAAUCUACAAACUAACGGGCACGGGGCCAAAGAGCAUCACCAAGAAAAUGAUUGACAAGCUGUAUAAAUACAGCUCAGACCGAAAACAGUUUAACCUGAUCCCAGCCAAAACCAUGUCCGUCAGUGUGGACGCGCUCACCAUUCACAACCACUUGUGGCAGCCCAAGCGGCCCGCGGUGCCAAAGAAGACCCAGACUCGUAAAUGACCCCGGCGCCGGCGGGCGAGUCUGAAGGGUGCGCGGACAGGAUCGAUAUUUAUUAUUUUCAUCCGUUUGGGUACGAAGUGUGCAUAGUCACAGACCUUUUCCAGAGAGGCUUCCAGUGAACCACAGAAAACCCUCCCUGGGCUCCUGGCACACACAGGAGGCCGGGCGGAGCGAGGAGGUGGCGGCGGCCCCACGUUGAGUGGCUCAUGUAUGCCGCGGCUGCUGCUGACCACGGAGGGUCAGACGAGGGGUACGCGUGUUGUGCGAGGUCUCCAGGCCGUGGAUCCCUUUACUUGAAGUUCUCCUUCAGUGUGAAUGGAAAGUGAUCUCCUUCGCUUUCUCCCCUCCUACCCCACCCCCUCUUGCACGUGACCUGACACCCCUCGUGCUGGCCGGCUGUAAUCCCGUGAGAUGAUAGGGCUGAGGCUCGGUCUCGGGUCAGGGUGUUUGACUGUCUUUAGGAAAGGAAUUUGAAUUGGGGGGACCUUGUUCACUUGAGAAAUUGUAUGAUAUUUAAUGAUUGUGUCUACUGCCAGUGUUUAUAUCCAGUUCUAAGAUUUCUGAAAAAAAUUCUUGUUCUUUGCUGCUCAGAAAACGUUUACUGAAAAUAUGAGUUCACUAAAAGCACUGAAAAUCUGCAAAGUCUGUCUUCUGCUAAGAUGACGUUUACAGACGUGGAGAUGCUCCUUGCCGGCUCGCGAUCAUGAGAGUGGCUAACGGUACUGUCAGCCGGCGUCUGCCUGACUGGAAAUAGGCAAACUGAGCAAACCACAGCCAUCGCUCGUGAAGUUUUGGAUAGUCCUCUAAUGAUUUGUUCACUUUAAUAAAGACAGAUUUUGGUAAAGUAGAAUAUUUCUCACUCUGAGCAUGUUUCUCUGGAGAGCUGAUGCACUUAAGCUGACGGGUUUUUAGUGGCUUUAUGACCUCCUGACUUGUCCGCUGAUUCUUGCUCUGAAGAGCAGCAGUCCCCACGAGCGUGCGGCACUCUGUUCAGAUCGAUCUUGUUCCGUUGCGUAAUUAGAAACAAUGCAGGUGGUCAUCCGCAGUUAUUUUGGGACUCCAAGUGAGCAAAACGGCUUUGGACUCUCCCCAUGUUGGUCCAGAUGGUCGUUGACGCGUCUCCUGACCAGAUGCUCCCAGGAGACAGGUGCGCCCAGCCCCGCCUGGCCUCCACGGGGCUGCGGUCCUGCGGACGCUGUGUGACUGACCAGCUGCUCUGAGCCUUGAUUUGAGCCGACUGCCGGAAGAUUCUGGGGUCACUUGUGUUAGUUUUGCACAUGUUUUCUUGGGAGUAUUCCUUGAAUCUAUCUCGAACUGCAGGAAACAUAAAGAUCCAUAGAGAAAGCCGGAAAACAUCACUGCUCCCUAACUGCAGGUAGAUAAAGGUAAGUGACGUCUGUACCCGAGGACGGAGGGAACAGGCUACGAGACACGGGAAGGACUGUAGGCCCUCCUUCCUCUUCGCCCAUCUCCACGCUCCGUGCCCCGAGGACACACAAGUUUGCAAGUCCUGCGUUAGCAGUUCCAUUCUGUAAGUAGUGGGGCCGCGUGGUUCUGGAAGCGGAGCGCUAAAGGGUGCUGAGUGGACUUUCUCGUCCCCGUGCUUUUCACUUGUGUGCUUUAUUUCUCACUGUAUGUUUGAUAUUCUAUUAUAUUUAUUUUAAGAAAUCACUAAAAUGUAAUAAACUCAUGAACGAA